AUGAUGGAAAUAAAUUCAGCAAACGACCACACUGACAAUUAUAGCAAGAAAAUCCGUGGUAUCCUUGAAGAAGACACACCUGUUGACGAAACUGACAAUUAUGGCCGUACGUUAUUACAUAAUGCAGCUCACCAAGGUGAUGAGCAAGUGGUCAAGAUGUUAUUAUCGAAAAAUGCCAAUUUGGAAGCUGUUGAUCGGAAUGGACAAACAGCACUGAAUUUAGCUGCUCGCCAAGGACACACAAGGGUUGUAGAGAUCCUGCUAAAGGCCAAUGCAAAAGUUGACCACGCUGACAAAGAUGGCUGGACAGCAUUAAGAUCAGCUGCUUGGGGAGGUCAUACUGAAGUUGUAACGUUGCUCCUGGAAGCUGACACUGAAGUAGACCACUGUGACAGUGAUGGAAGAACUGCUUUGAGGGCAGCAGCAUGGGGUGGGCAUGAAGAUAUUGUCCGUCAGUUGUUGGAACAUGGAGCUGAAGUGAACAAAGCUGAUAAUGAAGGACGUACAGCACUAAUAGCCGCUGCCUAUAUGGGACAUGUGGAAAUUGUAGAACACCUAUUGGACAAAAAUGCUAACAUUAAUCAUGAGGAUUGUGAUGGGAGAACCGCCUUAUCUGUAGCCUCGUUAUGUAUUCCAGCCAGUCAGGGGCAUGAAAAUGUGGUCAGUUUGUUACUGAUGCGAAAUGCCAAAGUAGACCACAGGGAUCACGACUCAAUGACACCACUGUUGGUUGCUGCCUAUGAAGGUCACCAUGAUGUUUGCGAAUUACUUCUUGAAUGGGAUGCAGACGUUGACCAUUCAGAUAACAACAACAGAACUCCAUUAUUAGCAGCUGCAUCAAUGGGACAUGCUAAAGUGGUACGUCAGCUAUUAUUCUGGAAUGCAGCUGUAGACACUAUUGACUCUGAGGGACGUACUGUACUUAGUAUAGCUGCUGCUCAAGGAAGUGUUGAGGUUGUCGGUCUACUUUUGGAUCGGGGCCUUGAUGAAAUGCACCGCGAUAAUGCUGGAUGGACUCCACUUCAUAUGGCAGCAUAUGAGGGACACAAAGAGAUACUCUCUCUUACUUAUUUCACUCCUUUCCAUCGAUCUAUCUAUCUAUUACAGUCUGUUCAUAUCUAUCUGUCUAUCUAUCUAUUUCUGUCUGUUCAUUCUCUAUCUCUCUAUCUAUCUAUUUCAGUUUGUUCAUUCUCUAUCUAUCUAUCUAUCUAUCUAUCUAUCUAUCUAUCUAUCUUGUUCUAUUCUUCUCUUUGUCUUUUUCUUCUCUCCCUUUCUUUUCUCUCUCUCUCUAUUUCCUUUUCUUUCAACUUCUUCACUUUUUAUCUUUUCAUUUAUUUUCUUUCUUCUUUUUUCUCUUUCUCUUUUUCCACUUCUUUAUCUCUCCCUUUUGAUUUCUUUUUCUUUCACUUCUCUUCCUUUUUCUCUCUCUCUUUUAAUUUUCUCUCUUUCCUUUUUAUCUCUUUUUCUACUUUCUUUCUCUCUCUCUCUCUUGAUUUCUCUUUCUUUCAGCUUCUUUUUUCCUUUUUCUUUUUCUUAUUUUUCUCUCCUCUUUUUCUCACCUUCCCUUUCUCUUUUUCCUCUUUUCCUCUUGAUUUCCUUUUCUUUCAGUUUCUUCCCUUUUUUCUUUUCUCUCUUUCAUAUUUUUUCUCUCACUCCCUUUUCCCUUUGUCACUUUCUCUUUUUCUCUCUCUACUCACUUUCUUUUCCUCCUUGUCUCUAUUUUCCCUUCACCUAAGAAACUAG
Messenger RNA from Acanthosepion pharaonis, 1743 nucleotides. Lineage: Eukaryota; Metazoa; Mollusca; Cephalopoda; Sepiida; Sepiidae. The record is from the annotation of a GenBank genome assembly.